CCUGGCGCACGCUGCGCUGCUUCUUCUUCCUCCUCUUCCGGCGCCGCUGGGUGGUGCUCUCCUCCUCCUCCUCGGCCUCCCUCACGAGAAGCGGAACCCAAAAGCAGCCGAAGCCACGCACGGCGACGGCGACGGCGACGGCGACGGCGACGGCGACGGCGCGGCGUGCUACAUGGUGGUGCUUUUAGAUUACCUGUACUAGUUUGCCUCUUGCUAUAUCUCCAAAAUGGUGAAGCUGACAAUGAUAGCACGUGUCACUGAUGGCCUUCCACUGUCGGAGGGACUAGAUGAUGGUCGGGAUCUGAAGGAUGCUGAUUUCUACAAGCAGCAAGCAAAACAAUUGUUCAAAAACUUGUCAAAAGGGCAGCACGAAGCAUCGAGGAUGUCAAUCGAGACUGGACCAUACCUUUUCCACUACAUCAUUGAAGGCCGUGUGUGCUAUUUGACACUGUGUGACCGUUCUUAUCCCAAGAAACUUGCAUUCCAGUAUCUCGAAGACCUCAAAAAUGAAUUUGAGAGGGUCAAUGGCAGCCAAAUUGAAACUGCUGCAAGGCCAUAUGCAUUUAUUAAAUUUGAUGCAUUCAUACAGAAGACCAAGAAACUGUAUUUGGAUACCAGAACACAAAGGAACCUUGCCAAGCUUAAUGAUGAGCUCUACGAGGUGCACCAGAUUAUGACUCGCAAUGUUCAAGAAGUUCUUGGUGUCGGUGAAAAACUAGACCAGGUGAGCGAAAUGUCCAGUAGGUUGACCUCUGAUACUAGAAUCUAUGCAGAGAAGGCGAAAGAUCUCAAUCGCCAGGCCUUAAUUCGUAAGUAUGCCCCUGUUGCCAUUGUGAUUGGGAUAGUACUGAUGCUCUUUUGGGUGAAGAACAAGAUAUGGUGACUUGUGGUGUAUCUCGGACCUCCUGAGUUACAAUGCUGGAGCCUGGUGCACCGUCAUCUGCAUGCAACCACCAUAUGUUGAUUCUGGCUCAACAGAUGCUUCGAUGGCUUAUCCCGCAUCUGCCGAUUCAAGCGAGUACUGUAGCUACCAAAAGCGAUCCCGUUGUAGUAUACUACACUAGAUAUGGACCUGGUCUUAAUGUUGAAUUCUCGGAACUGGCGCGUUCCUAUUAACCGGAUCUGCGUAGUAGUGUAUUUCUGUGAGCGCACCAUAUACAAGGUCUGAGGCUGCUGAACUGGGGGACGAGUGCUAUUUCACUUGCCAUACUGUAUGCAAAACUAAACAUGUUCCAAUCUGGUGGUGGAGCCUAGAGAGGCAGGUCAUUUCCUUUUAUUACGGAUCCCUUGAAUGUAGUGUAAUGAAAUGUUGUUGUGUGGAGUUCACAUGAUUGGCAGGCUGGAAAUCGACAAGGCCCUUUUGAGUU
Panicum virgatum (switchgrass) is the source of this 1367-nucleotide messenger RNA. Its product is annotated as 25.3 kDa vesicle transport protein. The record is from RefSeq and is a predicted model, not a curated record. Gene Ontology annotation, biological process: endoplasmic reticulum to Golgi vesicle-mediated transport; retrograde vesicle-mediated transport, Golgi to endoplasmic reticulum; vesicle fusion with Golgi apparatus. NCBI's taxonomy places the organism in Eukaryota, Viridiplantae, Streptophyta, Magnoliopsida, Poales, Poaceae. Gene Ontology annotation, cellular component: endoplasmic reticulum-Golgi intermediate compartment; SNARE complex; ER to Golgi transport vesicle membrane. Bases 227 to 883 code for a protein of 218 amino acids. The transcript has 6 exons. Gene Ontology annotation, molecular function: SNAP receptor activity.